Messenger RNA from Sardina pilchardus (European sardine), 2536 nucleotides. It is a transcript of the gene amt, whose product is annotated as aminomethyltransferase. The coding region runs from base 99 to 1349 and encodes 416 amino acids. The transcript has 9 exons. Gene Ontology annotation, biological process: glycine catabolic process. Gene Ontology annotation, cellular component: mitochondrion. The record is from RefSeq and is a predicted model, not a curated record. Lineage: Eukaryota; Metazoa; Chordata; Actinopteri; Clupeiformes; Clupeidae. Gene Ontology annotation, molecular function: aminomethyltransferase activity; protein binding.
CAAAAUCGGUGUUAUGCGGUUGAGAGCGGAGUCCAGAAGAAGAAACUAAACGAAUCUGUUCUUGCUGGGGUUACAGAACGUGAGGUUAGAACGUAAAGAUGUUUCUCCAGGUGUUAGGUUGCUGUCGGUCUGGCAUUGGUAUCGGUAACCGGGCUCUGAGGGAAUCCGCGCGAACAUUGAAACUUGGAACAGCAGCGCUGCAGGCGAGACAUGCUUCAACUUCGGAGGCCCCUCUGAAGCAGACAGUCCUGUAUGACUUCCAUCGUGAUCAGGGGGGGAAGAUGGUGGGCUUUGCUGGCUGGAGUAUGCCCGUGCAGUAUAAAGACAGCCACAUCGUCUCCCACAUGCACACGCGAGAACACUGCUCCGUCUUCGAUGUCAGCCACAUGCUUCAGACCAAAGUCCACGGGAAGGACAGAAUAAAGUUCAUGGAGUCCUUGAUUGUUGCAGAUGUUGCUGAACUCAAGGACAACCAGGGGUCCCUCUCCCUCUUCACCAAUGAGAAGGGAGGAAUCAUGGACGACCUGAUCGUCACCAAGACCGAUCAGGGUUAUCUGUACGUGGUCUCCAAUGCAGGUUGUUCUGACAAAGACUCCGCCCACAUGAAGGCAAGACUGCAGGAGUUCAAAGCUGCAGGUCAUGAUGUGGAUUUGGAGUUUCUGGAGGAGAGUCUCAUUGCUCUGCAGGGUCCCUCUAUGGCACGUGUGCUGCAGCCAGGGGUGACCGAUGACCUGAGCAAGUUGACCUUCAUGACCUCUGUGCUGACCCCGGUGUUUGGUAUCCAGGGCUGCAGGGUCACCCGCUGCGGGUACACGGGAGAGGACGGAGUGGAGAUCUCUGUUCCCACUGGGAGUGCCGUGGCUCUGGCCGAGAAGCUGCUGACCAACGCUGAGGUGAAGCUGGCAGGCCUGGGCGCGCGGGACAGCUUGAGACUGGAGGCGGGCCUCUGUCUCUAUGGCAACGACAUUGAUGAGGACACCACACCUGUGGAAGCCAGCUUGGUGUGGACUAUCGGCAAGCGGCGGCGUCAGCAGAGGGGUUUCCCUGGAGCUGAUAUUGUGGUUCCUCAGAUCAAAGCAAAGACUCAGAGGAAGCGUGUGGGCCUGGUCUCCACUGGGCCGCCUGUGCGACAGCACACCCCCAUCCUCGCACCAGAUGGCCGCGUCAUAGGUGAAAUCACCAGCGGAUGCCCAUCCCCUUGCCUAAAAAAGAACGUAGCCAUGGGUUACGUGGAGGCCGGCUUUAGCAAGGUGGGCACAGCGGUGCAGGUGGAGGUCAGGAAAAAAGCCGUGCCAGCUGUGGUCAGCAAGAUGCCAUUUGUACCUUCCAAAUAUUACACUGGUCAAUAGGGCUGAUGGCUCACUGGACACCUCAAGCAGUGACCAUUAGUGAUCAAUGGCCAUGUAUGAUACGUCACCCAACUGAUCCAUCAGCAUUUUGCACUGCUGAUUUCUAGCUCUGUGUGUACUACUACGUUGUGUUUGUUUGUGUGUGGGAACGGGUUGGAGUUUUUAAAAUAGGUCUGUCUGUGUACACCCAAAGUGGGGAGUACACCAAAAUCAUUGUUUGAGCCAGUCUUAGCCUAUAUGUAGAGUAACAUUCCUUAUCUUACUGUGAGCUUACACUCUUAUAGACAGAAUGUAAGCAACAUAACAGCAUUCCUAAUAUUGUGAUUAAUGACAUCGUGAGGUGUUAGGCAAUUCACCUGCUUGGUCCUAUACUGCGAUAUAACUGCUAGUGACGUCUGCAGUGAUUGUCGUUGUUCAAGACUUCAGCAACAGUGUAUUGACAGUUUAUAACUCCUGAUAGUCCAAAUACUGUAAGUUAUGUUUACAUUCAGCAUAUCAGAAAAGAAACCAAAAUGUAGGCCUGUUUGUUUAAUUGUCACUAUAUAGUGGACCAAUGAUAACAUAUCGAAAUGAUAUGCAAUCAGUCAGACAAGACCCGUACAUUUUAGCCUAUGGCUAUUUGAUAAUGGGCAACAUUAAAAGUGUCCUUGACCUGUGAAAAGAUGACAACAGUAGAACUAGAGAUGUAAUUAUCAUGUUCUCCUUCAUUCCGUGCCAAACUGGACCAAUCACAGUCUGAUUCACAUGGAGGUCAUCCAUCUUGUAACCUGUUCCCCAUCCUCCUUCCUCACCAGUCUCUUGUUGUGUUACGUACUGUACGACAGCAACUGGACCAAAGAUCUCAGCAUGUUUUGUAUCUGUAUGACAUCUGGGGGUAUUCCAAGUACAUGGUGGUAGUGACAGACUUGGGUGUGGUGGGAGUAAGUGGUAGAUCUCUAUGGACUUUUGCAGAUGUGUGCAUGUUCAGCUGCAGACUCCAUGUAUGCAUAGUUGUUGGUAUAGAGAGCCAUAGCAGAGCCCGUGGCUUAAUUCUUCUAACAAGACAAAGCAGUAGGGCUUUUUUUCUGUAAAUGUUCCACUUAUGCUGCAUUAAUUUAGAUUUGUCACUAAGCUACAUACUUGGAAUACCUAUACUGUGACUGUCUGUGGGAACAUUCCACUGGUUAUAUGUUCAUGUACAACACCUA